Cavenderia fasciculata is the source of this 1368-nucleotide messenger RNA. RefSeq names its product 60S ribosomal protein L3 (gene rpl3). The record is from RefSeq and is a predicted model, not a curated record. Gene Ontology annotation, molecular function: RNA binding; structural constituent of ribosome. The transcript has 4 exons. Lineage: Eukaryota; Evosea; Eumycetozoa; Acytosteliales; Cavenderiaceae. The coding region runs from base 1 to 1368 and encodes 455 amino acids. Gene Ontology annotation, biological process: translation; ribosomal large subunit assembly. Gene Ontology annotation, cellular component: ribosome; cytosolic large ribosomal subunit.
AUGUCUCACAGAAAGUUCGAAGCUCCACGUCAUGGUUCCCUUGGUUUCCUCCCAAGAAAGAAGGCCAACAGACUUUUAGGUCACGUCAAGUCCUUCCCAAAGGAUGACCGUUCCAAGCCAGUCCAUUUGACUGCCUUCAUUGGUUACAAGGCCGGUAUGACCCAUAUUGUCCGUGACCUCGAGAAGCUCGGCUCCAAGAUGCACAAGAAGGAGAUCGUCGAAGCCGUCACCAUCAUCGAAACCCCACCAAUGGUCGUUGUCGGUUUGGUCGGUUACACCGAAACCCUCAAGGGUCUCCGUGCCUACAAGACUGUCUGGGCCCAACAUUUGAGCAACGAGUUCCGUCGUCACUUCUACAAGUCCUGGUGCAAGUCCAAGAACAAACUCGCCUUCACCAAGUACUCUAAGAAGUUUGAGGAAGGUACCAUCAAGAUCUCCAACGCUGUCGAAGCCAUCAAGAGAAAGUGUGCCAUCAUCCGUGUCAUUGCUCACUCUCAACCAGCCAAGGUUGCCGCUCUCCACCAAAAGAAGGCCCACAUGCUCGAAAUCCAAUUGAACGGUGGUUCCAUCGCUGACAAGCUCAAGUGGGCCGUCGACAUGUUUGAAAAGACCAUCUCUAUCGAAUCUGUCUUUGCCGAGAACGAAAUGCUCGACGUCAUCUCUGUCACCAAGGGUAAGGGUUUCCAAGGUGUCGUCAAGAGAUGGGGUGUCAAGAAGCUCCCAAGAAAGACUCACAAGGGUCUCAGAAAGGUUGCCUGUAUUGGAGCUUGGCAUCCAAGUCGUGUCAGCACCACCGUCCCACGUGCUGGUCAAAUGGGUUUCUUCCACCGUGUCGAAACCAACAAGAAGAUCUACCGUAUCGGAAAGGCUCAACCAACUACCGGUCCAAAGAUCCCAACUGGUGCCACUGAAUUCGAUAUCACCGCCAAGACCAUUACCCCAAUGGGUGGUUUCCUCAACUACGGUGUCGUUCGUAACGAAUUCAUCAUGGUCAAGGGUUGCGUUGGUGGUCCAGCCAAGCGUGUCAUCACUCUCAGAAAGUCUAUUCGUCCAAACGUCACCCGUGCUGGUCUCGAAAAGAUCAAGUUUGAAAGAAUAGUUCAAAGGGCUGUUUCAAUCAAUGGUUUCGAGACAUAUUACCCAUCGACACAGCUGGAAAUCGAUCAACUUACAGAUAAAAGCGAUCAAAUUCAAAAAGGAAGUGAUCAAAUUAUAAUUAGACAAGAACAUGCAUCUGUUGUGAAUAUCGAUAGAUUGAUUAUACAUUGUAUCAACACUAGACCAUCACAUUGGUUAAACACAAAUGGUAGUACUUUUAUUGUUUGGAAGGGAAGAUUGGUUUAUAGGGAAGAUAUUAGAAUAGAUUAA